Molecule: messenger RNA, 1185 nt
Organism: Penicillium arizonense
Lineage: Eukaryota; Fungi; Ascomycota; Eurotiomycetes; Eurotiales; Aspergillaceae
Product: alpha/beta hydrolase
Exons: 3
Coding region: 1-1185 (394 amino acids)
Biological process (GO): regulation of lipid storage
Cellular component (GO): endoplasmic reticulum
Source: RefSeq, a predicted model, not a curated record
AUGGAUGGCUGCCCUUCGUUUGUCAAGCUUUGGAUCCAACUCGCACUAGUCAUAACUGUCCUUUCAGCACCAGUAUGUGUCGCCUUGUACAUACAGAUUCGCUCGUCCCUUGAGGACAUACAGCAAACGCCCGAAGAACUUACCUUUACUCCUGCGAGAGCUGAACCGGCGGCGCAAGAGGGACAAAUAUUCUCCAAACCAGUUUACCCGAUUGACGCCUUCCCAGGAAACAGGCAGUUUAAGACUGUAUAUGGAACGAUCCAUGUGUUCGAAUGGGGUCCGGAGGAUGGGGAGAAGGUCUUGCUCGUGCAUGGCCUAGGUACACCCUGUAUAGCACUUGGCGACAUGGCGAAAGAGUUGGUUAGAAAAGGCUACAGGGUUAUGAUAUAUGAUCUGUUUGGUCGAGGCUAUUCCGAUGCACCAAAUGACUUAGUUUUUGAUGCAAGACUCUACACCACACAAAUUCUGCUUGUGCUCUGUUCCUCCCCGCUAUCCUGGACUGGAACGUCCGCCUUCCACAUCAUCGGCUUUUCCCUCGGUGGCUCGAUCGCCGUGGCUUUCGCCGCCUACCAUGCGACUAUGCUUCGUUCCAUAACCCUGGUUUGCCCAGGGGGACUCAUCCGCACGUCGCACAUGAGGCCUCUGGACCGAGUACUAUACUCAUCUGCCAUGAUUAUACCGGAGUGGCUACGCCUCAAGCUCUUUCGUGCCAGUUUGGAGCCUAGGAACGGUGCUGCUUGUGCUGAUGUUCCUGGAGAAAAAGAGGACGAGGACGACUUGGCAUUUGAUGAUGUGCCUAUCGCGGAAGAUCGGCCACAUGUCACUGUUGGAGAUGUGAUUCGAUGGCAGUUAGGAGCCAAUGCUGGCUUUGUGCGGUCCUACCUGAGUACGCUCCGCAGUGCUCUAGUCUAUAGAAGACAUGACAGAAUGUGGAGAAUUCUGGCCGACGAGCUUGCCAGAAGAAGAACCGCGGAUGCUCUACCGGGAUUGCCGGGCGGAAAGGUCUGCCUUAUAGUGGCCGAGAGAGACGUCAUUGUUGUGGGAGAUGAAUGUGCCACUGACGCGGGUGAGAUACUUGGGACAGAAGCCGUGGAGAUUCAUGUCCUGGGCGGAGGGCACGAGAUUGCCAUCUCGAGAGCGAGAGAUGUAAACUCAAUAGCCAUGGAAUUCUGGAAUAGACUAUGA